UGAUAUUUGACGAUCUUUUCACUUCGAUAAGUCAAGGAACACAUUGACUUCAAGAGCACGAGUUAUGUAAAAGUUGUAGUAAUUGUAAUUUAUAAGAUUAAUUGAAAGUAAUUUUUUUAGAGAACUAUUGACUUCGAGAAUUUAUAUCCAACUGGACUUGUAAUAUGAUCUAUGAAACUGGAAACCCAUAGGUUCGACUAUGGAUAAAUGCCUUCAUGUUGAAAAGCUCCCUUUGGAUCUUCUUCCUUGAGUUAAUGGUAUGUUUAGCAAGUUACUUAUCUAGGAAUCAACCUAAUUUGAAGUAACUAAGCUUCCGGCUUCUAUAGGUUUCAGCUAAGGGAACCCAGCCCAUCUUUUACGAACUGUGAGGAUUCUGAACCCUUAAUCAUCCAAGACUGCUUUUGUGAAUUCUCUCAUCCAUUAUGAUCUCUAUAUUGUUCCAACGGUGGAAACCAUUCUUUAUUAUAGUGGCCCUUUUCAUUGGAAAUUAUUCCUCAUUUUAAACGGAUAAAUAGUUUGAGACGUUCAUAAUACCAAACAGUUAUGAAAGAUUAAAAAGAAAAUGAAGGAUGACGAGGAAAAGAUCCCAAUGUCAAAGUGUUGACUAUCAGUAUAAACAGAAACCUCGUAUUGAAACACCCUCCAAUGGACGACUCAUACAUACUAUUAGCCAGCCAGCGAUUUUUCAUCCUGACCAAUAUACCUUUUCUACUCCUCUGCUUUAGUAAUUGUCGAGACUGCUGCAGCAAGCUUUUAGAGCACAACUCAAAUGUCAAUCAGAAUCAUCCAGGCAUCCAACUAUCCGUUAUAGAUGAAAAAGAACUAGAAUAUACCAUUUACAGAUUUCCUUGAAAAGAUAUAGAAUAUUAAACUCGAAACCGUUCCCAGUAUUGCUUUCAUAUGUGUUGAACAUGGCCAUCUCCAGUAGCUUACCUUCCCUUCUCUUGAAUUUUAAAUCUAAGUUCCUAUAUCUAUACUGCUGUGAUUAGUGAAUAUUGGGAUUCAUGCAAAGAUAUUUAUUUUUGCUGUAUCGGUCGAAUUAAUGUCAGGCACAUACUUUCCUUUGCAUACUACAUUGGACCAAGAUGGACUCAAAAAUAGCUUAGCUCAAAAUUUACAGCCUCCUUGGAAGCGAUAUGAUUGUGUCGAUAUACAAUACGAGCGUCAAAACCUUCAGUCUACGAAAGGUUUGAAUUUUUUUCAAGCGUUGAAAUGGUCGCCAAGUGGUGGAAGCAUAGUAGUGUUGACAGAGAAUCAAAAAUUGACGCAUUGGCCAAUUUCAACAACAAAGACUGAUACGAAUGAGCCAUCAUUGACGUUUGAUAACAGUGGAAAAAAUGCCAUUACCCCUUCAGAGUGUAUUUACAGUUUUACAUGGCAUCCCUCUCGAAAUAAUCAGAAGCUGGAUUCUGAUUUGAUUGCAUUCUCCACGAGAGAUUAUCCUAUUCAAAUUUAUAGUCUUUCAAAACAGCAAAGAGUUUCGUCGUUUUACGUUGUUGACCACUGUGAACGAUUCAUUGGUUCUCACUGCAUGGACUUCAGCCCAGAUGGUGAGUAUUUAAUAGCUGGCGGAACAAAUAACUUUUAUUUAUUCAAUGUUCAUCUAGGCCAAAAGUCUCCUGUUUCUACAACACCAACAAGUGGACAUGAGAUCCCUAUGUGGGAACCCACACUCGACGGAGUUCAAUCUAGCAUAUGUCUUAAUCCUCAAGAUCCUCGAACGAUGGCUUUGGGAACCUUCAAUAAUACAGUUGGGAUUUAUGACAUUCAUAGGAGCAGGCCAUGUCAGCUUAAGUUUUCGUUGGCGAACGGUACCGGGGUUACGCAUAUGAGAUGGUCUUCAGACGGGUACGGGCUGUAUGUAGGAAGUCGUAGAAGCACUCAAAUUGAAGUUUGGGAUAUUCGAUAUGCUCAGGAUAUGCUAUACGAGAUAAAAGGUCAUAAUGGCGAUACGAAUCAAAGAAUUGUUUUUGAUACUUUGGGGCACGAAGGACUUGUAAGUGGAGGAACAGAUGGCUGUGUUUCAAUCUGGAAAGGUUCACAACUUGUUGAAAAGGAAAACGUAACAAAUCAAAGAAACAUAACAGUAGCAGCUGUUGAAAAGCACCCUUUUGAUUCCUCUUUGUUCGCCUUGUGUUAUGGACGAAGAUGUGAUAUUAUGGAUGAUGAGGACGGAUUUUCUUCGAUAGAGUACUGGGAAACUCCAUUCUCUUCCCUUCAACUUUUGGGAAUGGAGAAUGGUUUAGCUUAAACGGGGACCAUUUUGUAUAACAUCGAUUUCUUUUAUUUUAAUUCAAUUUAAAUAAAUAUGGAGGGUUGAAUAAAGUUUUAAAGCACAAUGUAAUUUUAAGACUCAUCAUUGAUUCC
Molecule: messenger RNA, 2367 nt
Organism: Schizosaccharomyces cryophilus OY26
Lineage: Eukaryota; Fungi; Ascomycota; Schizosaccharomycetes; Schizosaccharomycetales; Schizosaccharomycetaceae
Product: heterotrimeric G protein beta subunit Gnr1
Exons: 2
Coding region: 1043-2251 (402 amino acids)
Molecular function (GO): protein binding
Source: RefSeq, a predicted model, not a curated record